This is a messenger RNA of Tachyglossus aculeatus (Australian echidna), 2281 nucleotides long. Its product is annotated as putative RNA-binding protein Luc7-like 2. The record is from RefSeq and is a predicted model, not a curated record. Lineage: Eukaryota; Metazoa; Chordata; Mammalia; Monotremata; Tachyglossidae. Gene Ontology annotation, molecular function: mRNA binding. Gene Ontology annotation, cellular component: U1 snRNP; U2-type prespliceosome. The coding region runs from base 221 to 1417 and encodes 398 amino acids. Gene Ontology annotation, biological process: mRNA splice site recognition. The transcript is spliced from 11 exons.
GGCGGCGUCACAAGCGUGGGGGGGGGGGGGGCGGUGGCUUCGCGCUGGUCCGCCGUCGCGAGAAGCGGACCGAGCGUGAGGAGGAGGAAGGGGGCCCCGGCUUUUCCUCUCCCCUCUUCGCCCUCCCGGGCCUCCCGCUCGCCGCCAUGUCGGCGCAGGCCCAGAUGCGCGCGAUGCUGGACCAGUUGAUGGGCACUUCCCGGGACGGUUCAAUGUUUCUAUGCCUGCCUACUUCAGUCUGCAAGGGAGUGUCAGAAAGGCCCCGCAUUCGCCGAGCCGAGACACCACCCGUCAGCGAAUCAAAUUCAGUGAUGACCGAGUCUGCAAGAGUCACCUCCUCAACUGCUGCCCUCAUGACGUCCUCUCCGGAACCAGGAUGGACCUUGGAGAAUGCCUGAAGGUUCAUGACCUGGCUCUGAGAGCAGACUACGAAAUUGCAUCCAAAGAACAGGACUUUUUCUUUGAACUUGAUGCGAUGGAUCACUUGCAGUCGUUCAUUGCAGACUGUGACAGGCGGACAGAGGUGGCCAAGAAACGAUUAGCGGAAACACAAGAAGAGAUCAGUGCUGAAGUGGCGGCCAAAGCCGAACGGGUCCACGAACUGAAUGAGGAAAUUGGUAAGUUACUUGCCAAAGUAGAACAACUGGGAGCCGAAGGAAACGUGGAAGAGUCUCAGAAAGUGAUGGAUGAGGUGGAGAAAGCCCGGGCCAAGAAGAGAGAGGCAGAGGAAGUGUACCGGAAUUCCAUGCCCGCUUCCAGCUUCCAGCAGCAGAAGCUCAGGGUGUGUGAAGUGUGCUCUGCCUAUCUGGGUCUACACGAUAACGACAGGCGGCUCGCCGAUCACUUCGGAGGGAAGCUGCACCUGGGCUUCAUCGAAAUCAGAGAAAAGCUUGAAGAGCUCAAGAGAGUCGUGGCCGAGAAACAGGAGAAACGAAACCAGGAACGCCUGAAGCGCCGUGAGGAAAGGGAGCGGGAAGAAAGGGAGAAAUUGAGAAGGUCCCGAUCACAUAGCAAGAAUCCCAAAAGAUCUAGGUCCCGGGAGCGCCGCCGGCACCGGUCUCGCUCUGCCUCCCGGGAACGGAAGAGAAGGACUCGUUCCAAAUCCCGGGAGAAACGCCAUCGCCACAGAUCUCGCUCCAGCAGCCGCAGCCGUAGCCGCAGCCACCAGAGAAGCCGCCACAGUUCCAGGGACCGGAGCAGAGAACGCUCCAAACGAAGGUCCUCCAAAGAAAGAUGCGGAGAGAAAGACCGGUCCCUGAGAGAGCCAGACAUAACCUCCCGCGACAAGGACCGGAGUUCAAGAGAGAGGUCACCCCGCGACCGAGAGCGCAGAGACAAGAAGCGCUCCUACGAGAGCGCCAACGGCCGGUCGGAAGACAGGAGGAGCUCGGAAGAGCGCGAAGCCGGGGAGAUCUGACCGCCCGCCGGCUCCCCCGACCCCCCCUCAGCUUCCGACGGAGAGAAAUACGAUGGUUUAGUUGACGGCCGCCGUUCUAAGGAGACAUCAGUGAGCAGCAGUUCCAGACCCGGAUCCAGCUAGGCUAGAUGUACCGUAUCCACAGUGGCUCUUAAUUCAGUCCCAACCGCCCCCCUCCCCUCCCUCCUUUCCCCGUGAAGCCCAAAGCCGCGUCCGUGGUGUCCCACGGACCGCCGGACCGCCCUGAGACGUUCCCUCCGGUCAGCGGGGCGGUUUGAUGUAGCGGGAUGCCGAGCGCGGGGUGUUUUUCUUCUUUUCCGUAGGCGUUGAAUAGUCAACAGAUCGUGUUCCUUUACCUGGGCUUUCUCGACAGUUUUGUCAGACGACUUGUUCGGUUUUAGUUCGAUCAGCCGCCGCCCCCGUCCCUGAAAGUCAGUCUCCCCCAGUCCGAGAGGUAGGCUUACCUCGCAUGGGCCAGUUCCACUGAUGGAUGGAUUGAGAGUUAGUCGGUUACAGUUCGGAGCGUUUGUCCUGGAUUUUGUGCUGGAGAAAACGGAAGUGUUCGUUCCCCUUCUUCUUCUUCUUCUUCUCCUCCUCCUCCUCUUUUUUUUUUUUAAACAGUGCCUAUUUAGAUUUGGAAGUUGAACAGCUGUUGCAUUACAUCCUUUUGCAUUUUUAUUGAAAUUUUGAAAUCAAACCUUGUCCUGUUUUUUCUGUUCCCUGAAUUGGUAUGUUUAGUUUGUUGGCAGGGCUCUCUGAAGCACUUUCGGCUUUUUUUUUUUUUUUUUUUUCCUUUGUGGAGUGUAAAGAUUGCACAUCUUAACUGUAAAAAAAUAAACAAAAUGAAAACAACCGUCGACCCCA